This is a messenger RNA of Morone saxatilis (striped sea-bass), 649 nucleotides long. RefSeq names its product ninjurin-1-like. Gene Ontology annotation, biological process: tissue regeneration; cell adhesion. Lineage: Eukaryota; Metazoa; Chordata; Actinopteri; Moronidae. The record is from RefSeq and is a predicted model, not a curated record. The transcript is spliced from 3 exons. Gene Ontology annotation, cellular component: membrane. The coding region runs from base 220 to 645 and encodes 141 amino acids.
UGUACAACACAAUUUCCUCAACAACAACAAAAAAAGAUAAAUGAAAAUGUAUGCAUCAUUGCUGUGGCACAUGACAGAAUAGGUGCAUGUGCAUCUGUUAAGUAGGCGAUAUGCUUGCAGGUCUCGUCUUCUCUUCCCGUAUAACAGGACACUUUGCAGCUCAAUUUCCUCUGAGCUGCAGCCUGCAGCGGAGGUGCAGUAGCACACACGCAUGGGGAGAUGAUGAUGAACAUCAGCAGCAGUAACAGGGGAAGUGGGACUGAGGCCUCUCGUCCAGAUGCUUGGCCCGACAGCCCAGCCCCUCUUAACAUCAACCACUAUGCCAAUAAGAAGAGUGCAGCUGAGAGCAUGUUGGAUGUGGCUCUACUGAUGGCUAAUGCUUCCCAGCUAAAGGCUGUGCUGGAGCAGGGGCCAAACUUCUCUUUUUACACCCCCAUCAUCACCCUAAUCAGCAUCUCCCUCUGUCUGCAGGUCACAGUUGGGGUCCUGCUUAUCUUCAUAGUUCGAUGGAACCUGAAUGAUGAGCAAAAGCAUUGGAGGCUGAACUUUAUGGAAAACUUGGCCACAGGCCUGGUUUUUGUGAUAGUGGUUGUGAAUGUCUUCAUCACAGCUUUUGGAGUCCACAGGCCGAACCGCAGCGACUGACCAA